AUGGUCUCAUCUACGGUCGCAAGCUGGUUGACGAUUGCACUUCUUGCACCCAUUGCUCUUGGGGCCGUGGGUCCAGACUGCGUCAAUGGUCCCUUAAAGUCAAACAAGAUAUGCGAUAUCAAAGCCACUCCAGCGGAGCGCGCUAAAGCGCUUGUGUCAGCCAUGACCCAAGAUGAGAAGCUCAAACUUCUAGUGAGCAAAUCCCCGGGGGUUCAGCGUCUCGGACUGCCAGCAUACAAUUGGUGGGGUGAAGCCCUCCAUGGUGUCGCUGGUGCACCCGGUAUCGACUUCUCGGGAAAUUUCAAAACGGCGACUUCAUUUCCCAUGCCGAUUUUGAUGUCCGCGGCGUUCGACGAUGACCUCAUCCAUAAGGUGGCAACAAUAAUUGGAACUGAGGCGAGAGCCUUUGGCAAUGGUGGAAAGGCGCCCUUUGACUUCUGGACGCCAAAUCUUAAUCCUUAUAAGGACCCCCGUUGGGGUCGAGGUUCGGAAACGCCUGGGGAGGACACAGUUCGACUCAAGGGCUAUGCACAGAGCCUUCUCUCCGGCCUUGAGGGCGACAAUACAAAAGAACGGCGUAUUGUGGCAACUUGCAAGCAUUACGCGGCGAAUGAUCUCGAGGAUUGGAAAGGCACGACCAGGCACAACUUCGAUGCAAAGAUCACCCCACAAGACCUGGCUGAGUACUACCUUCAGCCGUUUCAGCAAUGCGCAAGAGACUCUAAUGUGGGCUCCUUCAUGUGCUCUUACAAUAGCGUCAAUGGUGUUCCAGCAUGCGCAAAUACGUACCUGAUGGGGACAAUCCUUCGCGAGCACUGGAAGUGGAGCGACGACAAUUACAUAACCAGUGACUGCGAGGCAGUGUUGGACAUAUCCCAAAACCAUCACUACACGUCUACAAACGCUGCAGGAACCGCAAUAGCAUUUAACUCUGGUAUGGAUACCAGUUGUGAGUACUCCGGAUCUUCCGACAUACCUGGGGCCUGGAAGAGCGGUGCCUUGAACGCGACUACUGUAGACAAGGCGUUGAACAGACUUUACCGCGGUCUCAUCCUUUCCGGCUAUUUCGAUGGUUCCUCCGCAGUUUAUGCAGGUCUCGGCGCGUCAGAUGUCAACACCAAAGCAGCGCAGGACCUCGCACGUCAAGCUGCCAGCGACGGUAUUGUGAUGCUGAAGAACGACCAGACGUUGCCGUUAUCUCUCCAAAAGAGCUCGAAGGUAGCGAUGAUCGGCUUCUGGGCCAGUGACACCAGCAAACUCCGGGGCGGUUACAGCGGACCACCUCCAUUCUUGCACUCGCCGGUGUAUGCUGCGCAACAGCUUGGGGUCUCGGUCAAGACUGCUACGGGACCUAUCCUCGAGAGCAACUCGGCUCGCGACAACUGGACGACCAAUGCGCUUGCUGCCGCCAGUGCAUCGGAUUACAUUGUCUACUUCGGAGGGCAAGACACAUCAGCCGCCGCUGAAGGGAAAGAUCGCCUUAGCCUGGCAUGGCCAGAAGCGCAGAUUACAUUGAUCAAUAAGUUGAGCGCGUUGAACAAGCCACUGGUGAUUGUCCAGAUGGGCGACAUGCUUGACAACACGCCCAUUCUCUCCAACAAGGGUGUCAAGUCAAUUCUUUGGGCGAGCUGGCCAGGACAGGACGGCGGCCCAGCGGUGCUGGAUGUCAUUACUGGCGCAAAGUCUGUGGCAGGCAGGCUCCCAGUCACUCAAUACCCUACCAACUACACGAACCUGCCAAUGACAGAUAUGAAUCUUCGCCCCGGGACAAACAGCCCUGGUCGUACCUAUCGAUGGUAUCCUACACCAGUCCAACCUUUCGGCUACGGGCUUCACUAUACUUCCAUCAACGCCUCGUUCGCUUCAUCUCCACUAUCCUACUCCAUCCAAGACCUCGUUUCCAAGUGCUCGGAACAAUACAAGGACAAAUGCGCGCUUCCACCUCUUCAAGUAAAGUUAGCUAAUACAGGCAAUCGCACAUCCGAUUUUGUCGCUCUGGCGUUCGUCAAGGGCGAAGCUGGCCCAAAACCCUAUCCCCUGAAAUCACUGGCGGCGUAUAGCCGCGUCCGUGAUGUCCGCGCGGGCUCUUCCGCGGAGGUGAACCUCCAGUGGACAUUGGGGAAUGUAGCUCGGCACGACGAGAGUGGAAACACCGUGCUUUAUCCGGGAACCUACACGGUUCUGCUCGAUGAGCCUGUGCAGGCUACACUAGAGCUCAAGCUAACAGGCGAUCAGACGGUGUUGGAUAAGUGGCCGGCUCCGCCGUCAUCUUAUUGA
Molecule: messenger RNA, 2277 nt
Organism: Paraphaeosphaeria sporulosa
Lineage: Eukaryota; Fungi; Ascomycota; Dothideomycetes; Pleosporales; Didymosphaeriaceae
Product: beta-xylosidase
Exons: 2
Coding region: 1-2277 (758 amino acids)
Biological process (GO): arabinan catabolic process; xylan catabolic process
Cellular component (GO): plant-type cell wall
Molecular function (GO): xylan 1,4-beta-xylosidase activity; alpha-L-arabinofuranosidase activity
Source: RefSeq, a predicted model, not a curated record